This is a messenger RNA of Xiphophorus maculatus (southern platyfish), 1980 nucleotides long. Its product is annotated as serine/threonine-protein kinase DCLK3-like. Gene Ontology annotation, cellular component: cytoplasm. Bases 1 to 1980 code for a protein of 659 amino acids. Gene Ontology annotation, molecular function: ATP binding; protein serine/threonine kinase activity. Gene Ontology annotation, biological process: regulation of mitotic cell cycle; protein autophosphorylation; negative regulation of apoptotic process. The record is from RefSeq and is a predicted model, not a curated record. Lineage: Eukaryota; Metazoa; Chordata; Actinopteri; Cyprinodontiformes; Poeciliidae. The transcript is spliced from 11 exons.
AUGAUGUUACAACAUAAAGCGUCUGCUGAGGACUGUGAGAGCCAUGGAAAAAGGUUUAGGACCUCUGAGGUGGCCGGAACCUCAAAAAGCUGCCAGGACCUGAUCAGAGCCAAAACGAUACAGAAGAGGAAGACGAUGGAAGAAAAUGAAUCUUCAACAGUGGCCAUGAAGGAAGAACUCCAGGAGCAGGUUCCAACCAAACAGUCUUUCUCCUCAGUGGACAUUCUCAUAGAGAUCAACAGCAGCAGCACGAUGCCACAGUGUGCUGAGUAUAUUGAAGACAGCACAACAAAGAAAGGGAAAAGGAUUAAAAAAGAGACCCGCCGAAAAUGGACCAGGGUUGCUAAGAUUUUCGGACCAUCCAAAAGCCACCAGGACCGGACGAGGAUUGUGAGGAGACUGAGGAGAAAAAUAACCGAAGAAGGAGAGGGAUCUCCAACACCGGCGGAGAGGAAGAAUAAGGGACUCCUGCAGCAGGUCGUAACCAAGGAGCCCCCAUCCUCAGUGGUCAUCAGCACAGAGAGAAGCGGCAGCAUGAUGUUACAACAUAAAGCGUCUGCUGAGGACUGUGAGAGCCGUGAAAAAAGGUUUAGGACCUCUGAGGUGGCCGGAACCUCAAAAAGCUGCCAGGACCUGAUCAGAGCCAAAACAAUACAGAAGAGGAAGACGAUGGAAGAAAAUGAAUCUUCAACAGUGGCCAUGAAGGAAGAACUCAAGGAGCAGGUUCCAACCAAACAGUCUUUCUCCUCAGUGGACAUUCUCAUAGAGAUCAACAGCAGCAGCACGAUGCCACAGUGUGCUGAGUCUAUUGAAGACAGCACACCGAAGAGAAGGAAAAGGGCUAAAAAAGAGACCCGCCGAAAAUGGACCAGGGUUGCUAAGAUUUUCGGACCAUCCAAAAGCCACCAGGACCGGACGAGGAUUGUGAGGAGACUGAGGAGAAAAAUAACAGAAGAAGGAGAGGGAUCUCCAACACCGGCAGAGAGGAAGAAUAAGGGACUCCUGCAGCAGGACGCAACCAAAGAGCCCCCAUCCUCAGUGGUCAUCAGCACAGGCGAUUUACGGAAGAGGAAUCUGAAGAAGGAGGACAAGGACAUUGAGGAACCACAGUUUAUGAAUAAGAGGAAGAAUACCAGGAAGAAGACGAAGAAGACAAAAGAAAUGGAUUCCCAAAGAGCUGAAUUCCAGGAAAAAUAUACUGAGCUGCAUCUACUGGGAAAAGGAGGCUAUGGAUCUGUGUUUGCUGGACAUCGAGAGGUGGAUAAAUUACCUGUGGCUAUCAAACACAUUCCAAAAGAAAAGGUGGACCGCAAACAUAAGGAUGAGAACGGUAGGGAGAUGGCGUUGGAGGUGGCCAUCAUGCUGAAACUGAAGAAUCUGACUAGCAGUUCAUCAGGGCAGUUAGCCACCGUGUCCCUGCUGGACUGGUAUGAACUGGAGGAGGAGCUGCUCAUAGUGAUGGAGAGGCCCACGCCUUCGCAGGACCUCAAUGACUACCUUGAUGAGAAUGGAGGUUGUCUAAAUGAGGAGGAGUCCAAGAUCAUAUUAAAACAGCUGGUGGAAGCAACGAUUCAAAUUCAGGACGCAAACAUCUUCCACAGAGAUAUUAAAUUGGAAAAUGUCCUUAUUGAGAGGAGCUCACUAGGUCUACAAGUCUAUCUCAUAGACUUCGGUCUAAGCCUCUUUGACCACGGAAGGAAAUUUACCAUCUUCCAAGGGACCCAUGCUAUUGAAUCACCGGAGUAUCGUACGCAGAAGAAAUAUUCUGCUGGACCCACAACAGUGUGGCAGCUGGGAGUGGUCCUGUUUGAAAUUCUCCACAAUGUCAAUUUUGAGACCAACAAAUUUAUCAAAAAGAAGCUGAAGAUCAGAAAAAGUCUUUCCAAAAACUGCCAUGAUAUUCUGACUAGGUGCCUGAAGACACACCCAGAGGAGCGUCCCGCACUGGAAGAGCUGCUCAAUCACCCAUGGUUUUCUUAA